AAAACUAGAGAAGAAUAUAAAAAAGAAAAAGAAUUAGAGGAGGCUAGAAAAGCAGGUAAUGCACCAGCAGAAGUUGAUGAGGAGGGUAGAGAUAUUAAUCCACAUAUUCCAGAGUAUAUUUCAAAGGCACCAUGGUAUUUAAACGCAGAAAAACCAACAUUAACCCAUCAACGUGCACCAGGAUCUAAAAUAACAGAUAAAGGAUGGUAUUUAAGAGGAGCAACUCAAGGAGAAGCAGCAACAAAAUAUAGGAAAGGAGCGUGCGAGAAUUGUGGUGCGAUGACACAUAAAACUAAAGAUUGUUGCGAAAGACCGAGAAAACUUGGAGCUAAAUUUACAAAUGACGAUAUUAGACCAGAUGAAGUUAUUCAAACUUUAGAAUUGGAUUAUGACUCUAAAAGAGAUCCAUACAAUGGUUAUGACCCAGCAUCCUAUAAACAGGUUAUGGAUUUAUACGAAAAAGCCGAUAACGCAAGAAAAAAGAAAAAGCUUCAAGAACUUAUUAAACAGCAUUCAAAAGAUGGUAAAACUGAUAUUAUCGAUGAUGAACAAAUUUCAAAAGAAAUGUUAGAGAAUGCCGAAAAAGAAGAAUCUUAUGACAGUGAAUCUAUUGCACCCAUUCAAAAACUCGACCCUAAAUCAAGAACUACAAUUAGAAAUCUUAGAAUUCGUGAAGAUACUGCCAAAUACCUUUACAAUUUAGAUACCAACUCUGCAUUUUACGAGCCUAAGAGUCGUUCUAUGAGAGACAACCCUCUACCUAAUGCAAACCCCAACGAUAUUAAAUUUGCAGGUGAUAAUUUUCAACGUGCAUCUGGUGAAAGUAAAGAUUUUCGUGACCUUCAAUUAUUUGCGUGGGAAGCUCAAUCAAAAGGUCAAGACAUUGAUCUUUCUUCCUCACCUUCACAGGCUGCACUUUUACAUGCCGAAUUUUUAAAAAAGAAAGAAUUAUUAAAGAAUCAAGCUAAAAAUCAAAUUCUAUCAAAAUAUGGUGGUGAAGAAUAUUUAAAAAAAGACGAUAAUGAAAAAAAUGAAAUCUCAAUCCCACAAUCUGAAAUUUAUACAGAAUACAGCUCUUCAGGUAAAUUAAUUAAAGGUGAAGAAAGAGUAAUCAAAAGCAAAUAUGAUGAAGAUAUUUAUUUAAAUAAUCACACUUCAAUCUGGGGUUCAUAUUGGGAAAAUGGUCAAUGGGGUUUUGCAUGUUGCAAACAAUUAGUCAAAAAUGCUUAUUGUACAGGUGAACAAGACGAAAAUAACACCACCACAACCAAUACUCAAUCAUCAUCAUUAUUAGAACAACAUUUAAAUAAACUAAAUGAAGAAACUCCCUCAUCAUUAAAAGAAAAAGAAAAGGAAAAAAGAAGAAAAGAGAAAAAAGAAAGAAAAGAAAAAGAAGAAAAAUUAAAAAAAGCUAUAAAAGAAGAAGAAGAUUACAAUAAAAAAUCUCAAGAAAAAGACGAAAGAAAUAUUAAAUAUAACUCACUCUCAGCUGACGACUAUAAUGUAUCUGAUGAACAAAUGGAAGCUUAUAAUUUAAAAAGAAAAAGAUCAGAUGAUCCAAUGGCAAAUUUUAAAGAUGAAGAAUAUUAA
Messenger RNA from Dictyostelium purpureum, 1590 nucleotides. RefSeq lists its product as uncharacterized. Gene Ontology annotation, biological process: mRNA splicing, via spliceosome. The transcript is spliced from 2 exons. Gene Ontology annotation, molecular function: pre-mRNA 3'-splice site binding. Gene Ontology annotation, cellular component: spliceosomal complex. The record is from RefSeq and is a predicted model, not a curated record. NCBI's taxonomy places the organism in Eukaryota, Evosea, Eumycetozoa, Dictyosteliales, Dictyosteliaceae. The annotation marks the transcript as partial.